UCGAAUCACCCGAGGAAUCCGCCACUUUCGGAUUGCGAGACAUUUUUGGGACAUCCUGUACAUUUCUGGGAAAUUUUGUAGGAAUGAAUGAAUGAUUUUCUGUUUUUCUUGGCGCAUUUUGUCUGAUUUUAUUUUACCUUAUAAAGAAGAAGACUAAUUUAAAUAAAAGACUAAUUUGGUAUAAAUAUAUCGUGUUAACGGCGACGUCCGUGUGCAAAGAGUUAACACGCGCGCAUUAAUAUAUGUUGAUUUGUUUUAUUUUAUUAUUAUUAUUAUUAUUAUUAUUAUUAUUAUUAUUAUUAUUAUUAUUAUUAUUAUUAUUAUUAUUAUUUCGUUGUAUUAAUUUCGUCAAGUGGACGAGUUGGCAGCUGGAAAGAGAAAGUAUCGUUUCGUUUUGGUCACCGUUCAUCAUCGUCAUCGUCAUCGUCACGUGUCACAAUCGAGGGGUUAAUCGUCCAGGGUCCCGUGGUAUACUCUUUCAAACAUAAACGCCGAUUUUCAUUUUGUGAUACCCGUGUAUGCGACGCGUUAAUCGAAUCACGUGAAAUUGUAUUUUUCCCAAUGUUCAACGAUUGAAUAAAAUGAUUGACGAUGAACUUACCUUGUAAAUCCUGCGCGCCGAGUCAUCGGAGACACCACCCUCGCACCUUGGCAGAAACACUCGAAGUGAAAAACAAUUAAAGAUCGCAAAAAUUGCAGCAAAAAUCGUCGAGCUGAUUCCUGCGCCAUCUCGUUUAGCUAUUAAUUAAACAAUUAAACGACGAGAAACAAGAAACCGUAAAACACGUAUCCCCUAAUUAGUUAUGUUUAUAUCUGGCCCGACCGACGCGCACGAUUAUCUGACCACGUCUCUCAGACGUGAUGAUAGUCUCUGGCCCGAUUUCUUGACCACGUCUCACAGACGUGAUAAUCAUUUCUGGCUCGAUCUUUUGACCACGACUCUCAGACGUGAUAAUCAUUUGUAGCUCGAUUAUCUGACCACGUCUGUCAGACGUGAAAAUCAUUUCGCUCGAUUCUUAGCCCACGUUUCUCAGACGCGAUAAUCAUUUCUGGCCCGAUAUUUUUACCACGUCUCUUAAACGUGAUAAUCAUUUGCCCGAUUCUUUGCCCACGUUUCUCGGACGUGAUAAUCAUAUCGCCCGAUUCUUAGCCCACGUCUCUCGAACGCGACAAUCAUUUCUGACCCGAUAUUUUUACCACGUCUCUCGGACGAGGCAAUCAUAUUUCCGGCCCUAUAUUUUUACCACGCCUCUCAGACGUGACAAUCAUUACGCCCGAUCCUUAGCCCACGCGUCUCGGACGCGACGAUAAUUUCCGGCCCGAUAAUCCGACCACGUCUCUCAGACGUGGUCGCAGGGCAAAUGGUGAAAUCGCUAAAAAUUCGACUGGUAUCCGCAGUAACCAGCUUCUCUCACGUUCCAGUCGGCGCGGCCCUGAUGGACAGCAUGGGCCCAAUGGAGUUCGUGGACGCGAAGAACUUCCAUCAUCCGGCCCCGCCGGCCUUCAGGACCCGAAUACCACGAAUGCGUGCCCAAGCGCUGCAGAACUACAUGUGCGGCGAGUGCGGCAAGGGCUACAAAUGGAUGGCGAAUCUUCGCCGACACCAGCGGCUCGAGUGCGGAAAGCUGCCGAAGCAUCGCUGUCGCAUAUGCCGCCGAGAGUUUUACCGAAGAUACGAGCUGACCAAUCACUACAACACGAAGCACGUGACCGCCGCCGAUUACGAAAAUCCCGCGCAGAAAGAUCCGUUGGCCACGUGGACCAAUUAAUUCGCGCGGUUCAACAGCGACGCUGCCGCGACUCGAUCGAUCGAUCGCGAUUUAUAGUAACGAAACAUGCGCGAUCCAUCGCGCGCUUUUAAUUAAACGUAAUCAAACGUAAUUAAUAACGAACUUAGAUUCGUAAUAAAACGAUCCGAUUUCUCAAUUCCACGGUGCGACCGGUUCACGAGAAUGAAUGUUCGAGAUUUAAUCGUGCAGCGAAACAUGUCGCAGACGUUCCUUCUCGUCGACUCGAUUAUUAAGCAAUUUCGAAAAGAAUUAUUAAUUUAUUAGCCGCGCGAGCAAUUGAACGAUCGCGCGGCGGCAGAAAAUCGGAAAUAAUUAGGCGACGAGACACAAUUGUCGAGCAUUUAUUCUGCGGGAAAUUCGCAGCGAAACGCGUCGCAGCCGUGCCUUCUCGUCGACUCGAUUAUUAAGCAAUUUCUAAACAAAAUUAUUAAUUUAUUAGCCGCGCGAGCAAUUGAACGAUCGCGCGGCGGCUGAAAAUCAAAAAUAAUUAGACGACGAGGCACAAUUGUUGAGCAUUUAUUCUGCGGGAAAUUCGGAUCGAAAUUAAAAUUUGUUGCUCCGCCAUGGUAUAUUGCUAAUAGCAACAAUAAUAUUGCUGAGCCUUGCUCUUUGGAGACAAGAGAAACAGCGAUGUUUUUAUUAAAAAUGUUUGUAUCAUUGAUUUAUUCGAGAACGACGACAAUCCUCGUGAAAUCAUCGGCGAACUCGAACGCUUUUAAUUCGACAUUUUUAAUUAAAUCUUCGAAUUCGUUCAUAUUCGUGGGCAUAACAUUGUCGUAGGAGAAAUAUACCGCUAUUUUUCUCCAUCGAAUCUCAUUCCCCGACCGCGAUCCGUUCGACGCGUUUCCGACUCGUCCGCUCGUCGGCCAUCUUGUCGCAUCUUGAGCGUACUCUCGCGCUUCUCCGCGACGCGAUCGCUAUCAUAACCUUCAUAACUUGUAACCGCGAAUGUAUUCGUAGCCUAAUGAAUUUCACGGGUCGCGGAGAGACCCGCUGUACCGAGAGAGCGUGAGAACGUUUCUCUCCCAGCGCUGACUUUAUAAUGGAAAGUGAAAUAAAACGUGUACAAAAGACCGA
Molecule: messenger RNA, 2867 nt
Organism: Megalopta genalis
Lineage: Eukaryota; Metazoa; Arthropoda; Insecta; Hymenoptera; Halictidae
Source: RefSeq, a predicted model, not a curated record